Messenger RNA from Suillus bovinus, 1410 nucleotides. RefSeq lists its product as uncharacterized. Lineage: Eukaryota; Fungi; Basidiomycota; Agaricomycetes; Boletales; Suillaceae. The transcript has 8 exons. The record is from RefSeq and is a predicted model, not a curated record. The coding region runs from base 1 to 1410 and encodes 469 amino acids.
AUGGCAUGUGCAUUGGCACCUUGGUCUGUGAACACCCAUCAGGAAUCCCCAUGCGAUAUAGUGACAACGGUAUACAAUUCGUGCCCGAAUACUACGAAUACUACUAUCUCCCCUUCCUCUUCCGAGGAUCCCUUCGUUCCUGUUAGCUCAAAUGCAACCUUGUGCACUUGUUCCUGGGCAAGCUACAAUUUGCUGAGUGCUUGUAUGUAUUGUGCCACGAACUCGCCCUCUUUGGUGAGCUGGGAUACAUGGAUAAAGAACUGUAAUGGAUUGACAUCAACAACAACAUACUUUCCUUGGGAUUCGGGAAUAUGGCUCCCUUCUAACACCUCAAUAAUACCUUAUUAUGCAAGCUACAAUCCUAGUAACUACUCCAAUGGGACAUUUGACAAGUCCAUUGCUACUGAUCUUAGUGAUAUGUCAAAACCCGACUUGAAUGGAUCACCCAUUACUAGCAGUUCAAGUUCGCCCACUUCGGGCCCAUCUUCAGAAAUUCCUGUUGGUCCGAUUGUUGGAGGCGUUGUCGGAGGAAUGGUUCUACUAAUUCUGUUAUGCGGUUUUUGCUUCUUCAUUAUUUUCCGGAAACGCAGAAGAGCAGGGAAAUUCCCGCACAAAAUGACACUUCCUAUAUUGAAUGGUUCACACUUCGCUGUGGCGACCCAAGACUCGACGAUACGCACUCCUCUCGCGCCAUCUGGAUACCCUCAAACAUCAGCUGCCAUGUCCACCUCUUCUUACGCUAUUCGGUCCAAUAAUAUUCCCAACGGUCCUUCAGUAACAAGCCUCCAUUCGCUUCACAUCGCUUCACCCACUUCUGCUGGGCAUGCUAUGCCUAUUUCGCCUUUGGCGCCUCAUAUCGCCCCUGCGUUAUCCGAUGCAGCUGACGUAAUCACUCCAUUCCUUGCCAUCCAACCGUCAAGCCGACCAAGCACCCCAGACAGAAAGAACGCCAACAGUCACGGUGAACCUGCCCAAGAGCGUGCCGUCUCACCGCAAUCUCCAAGAUCACGUAUGAACCCACCCCCUUAUACCCCAUCAUCUCCUACGUCCUCGAGCCAUUCCCGCACUGGGUCUAACUCUUCCAGGAGACUUUCUGUCAUGAGACACUUCAGGCGGGAAAGUGGCUCGGGGGAUACGAGCAUCCAGUCAGUCAUGGGCCAGAGGAAGACGCACUCCCCAAGGAUGCACUCCACAACGAGUGCUGAGAGCGCCAGAAGUGACUCAACUACUGCGAGUGCUGGUGAUAACGGGCGGAAUGUAAGGACUACCCUUGAGCGCACUACAACGACAGCUGCCUCAAACAAUACGUCCGGUAGUGAUGGUGUAUGUCUCGUUGAUAUGGCAAUGGAUAUUCUGUGCAACGACUCCCUGAUGGUGUGGUGGUUCAGAGCGUACCAGCAUAAUCGUUAG